AGUCCCCUCCCGGUGACAGUAGGAGGUAGGCCGGUGACAAGGGGUCCGGGACAGUGCCUGCCCCACCGCCCCUGUAGGCCGCUGAGGAAGGGGGGCCGGGGCGGCGCACAUCCCCGGCCGCCGGCCGUCCACCAAGGUCGCGGCCGGCGGCGUGCAUCGCUCUCCGGGAGCGGCCCGGCCAGGUAUAAAGGCGCCGCGGCCGGCACUGGCGGCAUCACUCGACUGCCAGCGUCCGUUCACCGUCCCGGACACGCACCAGCCCCGCUCGCUCAUCAUGAAGCUGAUUGUUCUGUUCUGCCUGGUGGCCGUGGCCCUGGCCCAGGACGAGAAGGAUGCCCAGAUCAUCCGUCAGGACUACCAGCUGAACGAGGACGGCAGCUUCCAGGCCGACCUGGAGACCUCCAACCAGAUCGUGGCCACCCGUUCCGGCCAGAGCAUCCCCGGCAACGAGCCCGAGACGGGCAGCUACAAGAUGAGCGGCGAGUACAGCUACAUCGCGCCCGACGGCACCCCCAUCCGCGUCACCUGGGAGGCCGACGAGCUCGGCUACCGCGCCCAGUCGGACGUCAUCCCCACCGUCUAACUCCGUCCCACUCCGUCCCACCACCCCACACCCUCCCCAUCCGUCCCGUCCCAGCCGGGUACCUUGUGAUAUGUCGUGAUACAUAUGUCGCAUCUUUCCCCCGCAUUAGCCCGGCGCGCCGGCGGCCGUCUCGGCCAGUGUCGGCGCUCAGUCACUGUUGUUUCCGUGCCAAUAUACUACCCACAUCGUCACUGA
This is a messenger RNA of Amphibalanus amphitrite, 778 nucleotides long. RefSeq names its product endocuticle structural glycoprotein SgAbd-1-like. Gene Ontology annotation, cellular component: chitin-based extracellular matrix. The record is from RefSeq and is a predicted model, not a curated record. NCBI's taxonomy places the organism in Eukaryota, Metazoa, Arthropoda, Thecostraca, Balanomorpha, Balanidae. The transcript is spliced from 2 exons. Gene Ontology annotation, molecular function: structural constituent of chitin-based larval cuticle. Bases 275 to 583 code for a protein of 102 amino acids.